GCUGCAGAGGACAGAGCGGGAGAGGCCUGUGGAGAAACACGUGGAGGGGACCCCCUGUGACAGCCGCCCAUCUCCAAACUACGGACAGGAUCAUUUGUGAUGCCCUCCUGCCAGCCUGGCAAGAUGCCUGCGCCGUGGCGGCUCCAGCUCCUCCUUUGCGUCCUCUCCUCCAUCGCGGUCUUGCCUGGCCAGGCAGAGGAGGUGAAAGUCUCCACCCAGACAGGCUGGGUGCGUGGCAUCCGGAUGCCCGUCCUGGACGGCCACGUCUCUGCCUUCCUGGGCAUCCCCUUUGCGGAGCCUCCCGUGGGCAGGAUGCGCUUCCUGCGCCCUGAGCCCAUCAAGCCCUGGCAGCACGUUCUGGAUGCCACCGCCUACCAGCGCGCCUGCUACCAGAUGGUGGACAACAGCUUCCCGGGAUUCCCUGGCACGGAGAUGUGGAACCCCAACCAGGGGAUGAGCGAAGACUGCCUGUACCUCAACAUCUGGGUGCCCUCCCCCCGCCCCAGGGAGACCUCGGUCCUGGUCUGGAUCUACGGAGGGGGCUUCUACAGCGGCUCUGCCUCCCUGGACGUCUACGACGGCCGGCUCCUGGCCUACACGCAGAACGUCAUCCUGGUCUCCCUCAGCUACCGCGUGGGAGCCUUCGGGUUUUUGGGCCUCUUGGGGAGUCAGGAGGCACCGGGGAACAUGGGGCUGCUGGACCAGCGCUUGGCCUUGCAGUGGAUCCAGAACAACAUCCAGCAUUUUGGGGGCAAUCCGAACGCGGUCACCAUCUUCGGGGAAAGUGCCGGGGCCGCCUCCGUGGGCAUGCACCUGCUCUCUGCCCAGAGCCGCACCCUCUUCCAGCGGGUCAUUCUGCAGAGCGGGGCACCCAAUGCGCCGUGGGCCACAGUCACACCUGCAGAAAGUCGGCGCCGCGCAAUCCUUCUGGGAAAGCAGGUGGGCUGCCACUCCAUCAACGAUUCCGAGCUGGUCAGUUGCUUGCGCUCCAAAACCCCUCAGCAGCUGAUUGACGAGGAGUUGUCCGUCCUGCCCUACAAGAGCACUUUCCGCUUCUCCUUCGUGCCGGUCAUUGACGGGGACUUCUUCCCGGACACCCCCGAGGCCAUGCUCAGCAUGGGCAACUUCAAGCAGACCCAGGUGCUGCUGGGCGUGGUCAAGGACGAGGGCUCCUACUUCCUGAUCUACGGGCUGCCCGGCUUCAGCAAGGACAACGACAGCCUCAUCAACCAAGCCGACUUCCUGGAAGGGGUGCGGAUGGCCGUGCCACACGGCAAUGACAUCGCCACGGAGGCCGUCGUGCUCCAGUACACCGACUGGCAGGACGCAGAGAACGGGGAGAAGAAUCGGGAUGCCAUGGAUGACAUCGUGGGGGACCACAACGUCAUCUGCCCAGUCAUGCACUUUGCCACCAGCUACGCCAAGCGCGGCAACAAGGUGUACGCCUACCUGUUCGACCACCGUGCCUCCAACCUCGCCUGGCCCCCCUGGAUGGGGGUGCCCCACGGCUACGAGAUCGAGUUUGUCUUUGGACUGCCACUCAACGACACCCUGAACUACACGGCCCAAGAGAAGGAGCUCAGCCGCAGGAUGAUGCGUUACUGGGCCAACUUCGCCCGCACAGGGAGCCCCACUGACCCCACCGAUAAAGACGGGGCCUGGCCCGCCUACACCACCGCCCAGCAGCAGUACGUCAAGCUGAACACCCAGCGGCUGGCCACCCAGCGCAACCUCCGUGCCCAGAUCUGCGCCUUCUGGAACCACUUCCUCCCCAAACUGCUCAAUGUGACAGUCGAUCCCUCCCCCGCCCGUCGCAGACGGCGUCACGCCCAGGGCUGACCGCAGCCCCCCCUC
Messenger RNA from Thamnophis sirtalis, 1854 nucleotides. Lineage: Eukaryota; Metazoa; Chordata; Lepidosauria; Squamata; Natricidae. The record is from RefSeq and is a predicted model, not a curated record.